AUGCGGACUGUCGUCGUCGCCGCCGCUACCGCCGCUCCGGCGCCUGUCCUCGCCGUCAUAAAGGUUCCAAAGACUGCAAAGAAGCACGCUGCGCGUCCGCCGUUCGGCCAGAUGAUCGUUGAGGCUAUCGGCGCUCUGCAGGGCAGGAAUGGCUCCAGCCGGCAAGCCAUCCUCAAGUACAUCAAAGUCCACCACAAUAUGGGCGAGAAGGUUGCCGGAGCCCGCCUACGUCGUGCUCUGGUCGCCGCGACCGUUGCCGGCAAGUUGGUUCAGACCAAGGGCAGCGGUGCGUCGGGGUCCUUCAAAUUGCCAGAGAAGGUCCAGGCACCCGCCAGACGGCCGGCCGCGGCGAGUUCUGUGAAGGAACAUGGCGAAAGGACGCUGAGGUCCCCACGACCGGGGAAGAUGAGAGUAGUUACGCCGAAGGACGUAGGUGGUGGAGAGCUGAGCAGGAGGGCUGUGACGCUGAAGAAGAGGAGGGUGGUGAUACCUAGGAAGGCAGUUCGUGGUUCAAGGUUGAGGGCGCCGGCUGUGAAGAGCACUGUAAAGAAGUAG
This is a messenger RNA of Spirometra erinaceieuropaei, 555 nucleotides long. Lineage: Eukaryota; Metazoa; Platyhelminthes; Cestoda; Diphyllobothriidea; Diphyllobothriidae. The record is from the annotation of a GenBank genome assembly.